Amyelois transitella is the source of this 3265-nucleotide messenger RNA. RefSeq names its product mushroom body large-type Kenyon cell-specific protein 1 (gene Eip93F). The transcript has 7 exons. Gene Ontology annotation, biological process: regulation of transcription by RNA polymerase II. NCBI's taxonomy places the organism in Eukaryota, Metazoa, Arthropoda, Insecta, Lepidoptera, Pyralidae. The coding region runs from base 1028 to 3265 and encodes 745 amino acids. Gene Ontology annotation, molecular function: DNA binding. The record is from RefSeq and is a predicted model, not a curated record. Gene Ontology annotation, cellular component: nucleus.
GCCAGUUUAUUGACGCCCCAUCCGUCUGAACUUGAGUUUAAGCCUCUGUGAAUGUCAUCUAGCUUCAGUGCAAUUGCAGUUCCGUGCUCGUAUGCACGAUCUAUGCACCGCGCGCCAAAACUAACCUAAAAACAACAGACAAUGGCCCAAAUUAAAACCUGAAAAACAUGACAGUUCAAAUUCGAAUUCCGAAUGUUCUAAUUUCGACGUGAAAAGCUAAACGAAAGGAGUGCAAGUGGGAAAGAGAUGACUAUGCCUUCCCGCGUCCGCUAUUUCUGUGACGUCGGCCGGUGCAUAGCGAAAUAAUAUAAUGAAAAGUGGCAUUCAGUAAAUUCGUUGUGUUUACGCGCGUUGCAAGUUUAUUUGGUGAACGGUGUUAUUUUUUUGUGUACGCUCCCGCUAUCACAUUUUCUAGUGCGGUGGCGCCACCUACUGUGUCCUAUUUACCCGCUCCCACACAUGGCUGUAAUCAAGGUGCUGUCAAAACAAUUGCGGACUUUUCGGUGAUGAAGAACUGAGUUACGAUGGGUGAUUUUAUGGCGUGUUUCGGAGAAGUGAAACAGUGGCGGGAUCAUAUCGCGGAAAAUUGAGCUAGCGGUGUUUUUUCCAAACUUAACCUACGACAAUCUUCAGUUGCGCGCGAGCGGUGCCCGCACGCGCCUCGCGUACUAUUCGCAACUCUUUCGCCUUCGAAAUUUGCCGAAUGGAAGCCGAAAACGAGACAAAACCCGCCGAAUUCGUAUUUCGAAGUUCGGGACAUUCGAAACGUUCCAUUUUCGAACGCGACCGAAGUCGGUCGUUCGAUGACCUUAUAAAGUGAAACUUUUUUCUUUCACUUUGCUCAAUUUUGUGAUCUAGACAUAGUGCCUUCUGCGUACAAACUGAUGGAAUUUUGUGAUGUCAUAGUGCAAACUUAUAUAGACUAGGUUAUUAUAAAGUGAACUAUUAUAGCUACCUGCUUAAGGAACAAUUCCAAAGUGCAUAUGGACAGAUACUGCGAAGAUUUUAGUGUUGUCGCACUUGUGCCAUGGCGGAGUGCUCUUUCGCGCGCUGCCAGCAGGAACGCCGAGCAAUACGCAAAGAGCUGCAGAGGUGGACCAAAAACAUGGUGUACAUCCUCGGUCUAGAACGGGUGGCGGAGGAGUUGAUGGGGCGAAGAAAAUGGAAACUAUACCAGGACGCCUUAAUACCGAAACGUGUCGACACUCAGACCAGCGACGAAGAUUCUAUGCCUUCCACAGACCCCCCACCAGCGCUGAAGAUCAAAACCAUAGAGCAGAUAAACGAGGACGAACGGCCAGAGAAGAGGCCAGAGACAAUUCUAGAGAGUCUCAUAAAGAGACCGGCCACCCAGCCGAAGGUAGAACCAGUAGAGGAACCCACAGAUUGGAAACCCGCCGAUAAAUGUUACUUUUGUGUGGAUGGAGAUGGGAGAGGGGGGGAGAGGGAACGGGAGAGGGAGGAGAGGCCAGCGGGGGGCGCGAGUAGUCCCGCGUCGGAGUCGGACAGUAGCUCAGUGUCCGGGGCAAAGAGUCCCGCCGGGGCGCCGCCGCUGCUGCAUCAUCUACUGCAGAUGCAGCUCCAGGCCCAGAGUCCUCAAGCUAUAGCCCAGUUUCAGCAGAUGGUGGCAGCACUGGCGACCCUGGGCUCUGGUCUGAUGCCGCCGGCUCUAACCCAGGUCAUGCUGAUGCAAAGACUGGCGCAGAACAGGCAGCAGACAGACAGACAACCCGAUGUGGAGAAAGCGCCAACACCGUCGUCUCCGACCCUGGCGGAACAGCCCCUAGACCUGAGCGCCAAGUCUACCUCCAGCACCAGCGGCACCCCGCCUCCUGACUCCAAGAUCCUGGAUAAUAGGUUAAAGCGCACAGCCCUCGACAGUGCCGGCAACAGUCAACGGCGAUAUACCGAGGACGAGCUGCAGUCUGCCCUCCGCGACAUCCAGUCCGGCCGGCUCGGCACCCGGCGCGCCGCCGCCGUGUACGGCAUCCCCAGGUCCACUCUCCGCAACAAAGUCAACAAGUUCGGCCUCCACGUCGACCAACACGACUCUGAACCCGACAGCGACCCCGAAAGAUCAGACUCACCCCCAUCUGUCAUCCUCAAAAUACCAACAUUCCGACCACCCGAGGAAAACAGCUCUUCCCCGGCCACCCCCGUCACCACUCCCGUCACGCCCAUCACCCCGAUGAUCCCACCUCCGCAGCCCCCGGUCAAUCCCUCCACACAUUUGCCAGCCUUCUUCGCCGAUCCGCCGAAUCAUCAGCAUCUCUUCACUUCCAUCAAUGAUGUCAUAGUGAGGAGCAUCAGCCAGAAAUUCCAGCAGCUCCCUGACAGACCGCCGCAGGCCAGCGAUCUUCAGUUCAUGCGAGCGCCGGACAGACACGUCUCCGUUAUCAAAACUCCUCCGGAGAAUCAGAGGAACUAUCCGGCUCCGAGCAACUCCAGAGCCCAAACUAACAACAACGGUCAGCCUGCAGCUGGAGGGAAAGGAACGCGACCUAAACGAGGGAAGUAUAGGAAUUAUGAUAGGGACAGCCUCGUAGAAGCUGUGAAAGCGGUGCAGCGAGGGGAAAUGUCGGUACACAGAGCCGGUUCUUAUUACGGUGUGCCGCACUCUACACUGGAAUACAAAGUGAAAGAGCGGCAUCUCAUGCGGCCGAGAAAACGCGAACCGAAACCUCAGCAGGACAUAAAGCCACAGCCACCGAAGCCUCAGCCUCCGAAACCGCCGACGAAGCCCUUCUCCAACGGCCUAAAUGGACCGGAGACAUCCGGGUAUCCGCCGAGCUACCCGUUCUGGCCGAACGCCGGCUUCCCGCCGCCAUCGCCGGAUUUAUACGCAUCACACAUGAUGCGACGGCUACGCGAAGAAGCGCCUCCACCGGCGAAUGGAUCGUUUCUGGAAGGCAUCAUCAGGUCGAGUCUUGAGCGGCCCCGCGCUGCGCUACUACAGCAGCUAACAGCGGAUCCUCGGCCGCCGAUGCCAUCAUCAGAAGCGCCCAGCUUGCUUCGGAGGCUGGCCGGUUCGCCUGCAGACGAUGGGCCGCCUGCUCGACGUCCUCGGAUGGAUAAUGCGGAUCUAGCGGCGGAUAUCCGUGAAACGGUGCAGCGGCUGCGCGCCGACAAGCUGCGGCCACGCAACGGCACGCCAACGCCGCCGAGUGCCGCGUCUCCGCCGCUCGCGCCGCUGGACGCGCCGCUGCCCGCUCCGCUCGCCGCGCCGCCCGCCGCGCCGCCCACCGCGCCGCCGGACCGCGCCUAG